AUGGACGUCUCACCGUUUGUUGCACUGCUGCUGGUUGCUCUCCUCUCCCUGCUCCUCUUCGCCACAAGGAGGAAGGGUUCUCCGUCCAGCAGGGAUGGCCGGCGAAUGCCGCCGUCGCCGCCGGGGCUUCCCCUCCUCGGCCACCUGCCCCUUCUUGGCUCCCUGCCGCACCGUAAGCUUCGAUCAAUGGCCGCGUCGUACGGCCCCGUCAUGCUCCUGCGCCUGGGCCGCGUGCUCACCGUGGUGGCAUCCUCGGCGGCCGCGGCGCAGGAGGUGAUGAAGGCCCGGGACCUGGCGUUCGCGAGCCGCCCCAGGGUGCGCAUGGCCGAGCGCCUCCUCUACGGCCGCGACAACAUGGCCUUCGCCCCCUACGGCGAGUACUGGCGCCAGGCGCGCCGCGUGUGCGUGCUCCACCUCCUCAGCCAGCGCCGCGUGCACUCCUUUCGCCACGCCCGGGAGCAGGAGGCCGCCGCGAUGGUCGGCCGCGUCCGCCGCGCCGGAGCCGGAGGCCGCGGCGCCGGCGCCGUGAACCUCAACGCGAUCCUUAUCUCCUACACCAACGGCGUCAUCUCCCGAGCCAUGUUCGGCGACGACGGGAGCUACGGCCUCGACGGCGGCGAGGGUGAGAAGCUAGCAAACCUGUUCGCCGACUUCGAGGAGCUGCUUGGGACGGUGACCGUGGGGGAGCUCGUGCCGUGGCUGGCGUGGGUCGACACUCUUAUGGGGUUGGACGCCAAGGCUGCGCGCACGUCCGAGGAGAUGGGCGCCUUGCUCGACCGGGUCAUCACGGACCACCGCCAGAGGCGUCAUGGCAACCGGCGGCGGGAAGAAGACGAUCACCGGGACUUCGUAGACGUGCUGCUGGACGUGAACGAGGCGGAGGAGGAGGCCGGCGGUGUCAAGUUUGACAACGUAGCCAUCAAGGCCAAUAUGCUGGUCUUGUUUGCCGCCGCCACGGACACGACCUACACGACGUUGGUAUGGGCCAUGGCGGAGCUCGUCAACCACCCACAGGAGAUGCUCAGGGUCCAAGACGAGAUCCGCGGGGUCGUCGGCGGCGGGGGCAGCGACGUCGUCACCGAGGACCACCUCGAGAAGCUGCGUUACCUCAAGUGCGUGAUCAAGGAGACGCUCCGACUGCACGCGCCGCUGCCACUGUUGCUGCCCCACGAGACAAUGGAGGACACAGAGCUACUAGGCUACCACGUUCCGGCGCACACCCGCGUCAUCGUCAACGCCUGGGCGAUCGCACGGGACCCCGCGACGUGGGAGCGCGCCGACGAGUUUGUGCCGGAGCGGUUCGCGGACGACGGCGAGACGGACUACUUGCUUGGACAGGACUUCAGGUUCGUGCCGUUCGGCGCCGGGAGGAGAGGAUGUCCUGGGGUCGGCUUCGCCGCGCCAGCCAUGGAACUGGCUCUGGCGAGCUUACUGUACCACUUUGACUGGGCGCUGCCGGCUGGCGGGGCGUCGAAGGUGGAGAUGGAGGAGCUGAACGGGCUAUCCGUAAGGCUUAAGGCGAUCCUACGUUUGGUUGCUAAGCCAUGGUAUCCUCAAUAA
This is a messenger RNA of Miscanthus lutarioriparius, 1560 nucleotides long. NCBI's taxonomy places the organism in Eukaryota, Viridiplantae, Streptophyta, Magnoliopsida, Poales, Poaceae. The record is from the annotation of a GenBank genome assembly.